GGCCCCGCCCGCUCCCCGCCCGCGCCAGGCCCCGCUCCUCUGCGCUGGACAGACCAACCGACAGCCGCGCAGAACCCGCCUCCCAAGUGGCGCCCCGUGACCAGGCGGAGACUCGGCCUGGAGCCCCGCCACCUCCCGGAGGCGCUGCCCAGGAGGGCUUCUCGGAGGCGGCGGCCUUGGCCACGGGCCUGCGGGGGGGGCUGCAGGGCCUGCAGCCUGGCAGUCCGCGGAGCCGGGGUCCGCCAGCCGAGCUGGGCCGAGGAGGCCCUGGGCGGAGGCCCGUCUCAGCAGGUGGCGAGGGGGCGAGGGAGCUGCGGUGGCUCAGUCGGGACGCCCUGGGAGGCGGCGAGGACGGAGAGCUGCCCUCUUGCUGGGCGCCAAGGGAGAGCGGCCCGCUCGGGCUGGAAGGGCAGCCGGUUUCCCAGUUUCUCUUCUCUGACUGUGCUCCGCCGCUGGCCCUGGCGCUGGCUGCAGAGCAUCCCGUCGCCGUGGCCGAGGUGCCUGCUUCUCUGCAUCCCUGCGAUGGCGGCCAUUCUCCUGACGGCCAGACCCAAGGUGCCAGUAUCUUUUGAGGACGUGUCCGUGUACUUCACCAAGACAGAAUGGAAGCUUCUGGAUCUCAGACAAAGGAUCCUCUACAAGCAAGUGAUGUUGGAGAACUACCGCCAUUUGGUGUCACUGGGAUUUUCAUCCUCCAAGCCUCACCUGGUGUCCCAGCUGGAGAGAGGGCAGGGGCCCUGGGUAGCAGAUGUCCGAAGGAUGGGGGCCACCACAAGAAUGGAGGCAGGUGACAGGAUAAAAAGCAAGAUGUCGAUUUCAAAGCAGAACCAUUGUCCAAAAGAACUCGCAGGGGCCGAUCUUCAAAGUGGUAACCAGGGCCAGGCAGCCAGGCCGCUGGAGGGCACACUGGAGCACAGACGGAAACACGCUCUCUCUCCACAAACAGGUUCCAGCGGGGGUGAUCAUCCCAGGGAGAAAGGUCAAGGCAGCUCCUCAGGUGAGGGAAGAGAGACUGUGCAGAGAAGUGACCUCAGCGCUGGACAGGAUCCGGUGCUAAGGCCACAGUGUGCCAAAGGGGCAGACAAGCGAUACCUGUGUCAGCAGUGUGGGAAAUGCUUCAGCCGGAGCUCCAACCUCAUCAAGCACCAGAUAAUUCACAGCAGCGAGAAGCCCUACAAGUGCCGGGAGUGUGGAAAACUCUUCCGGCGCAGCUUUGCGCUCCUGGAGCACCAGCGCAUCCACAGCGGCGAGAAACCCUACACAUGCCCGGAAUGCGGCAAGGCCUUUACCCGCAGCUCCAACCUCAUCAAGCACCAGAUUAUCCACAGUGGUGAGAAGCCCUAUGAGUGCCCGGAGUGCGGGAAACUCUUCAGGCGCAGCUUUGCCCUCCUGGAGCACCGGCGGGUGCACAGCGGCGAGCGGCCCUACGCCUGCAGUGAGUGCGGCAAGGCCUUCAGCAGGAGCUCCAACCUCAUCGAGCACCAGCGCACCCACAGCGGCCGGAAGCCCUACGCCUGCAGCCAGUGUCCCAAAGCCUUCAAGGGCAUUUCCCAGCUCAUUCAUCACCAGCGCGUGCACAGCGGGGAGAAGCCAUUUGAGUGCAAGGAGUGCGGGAAGGCCUUCCGCGGGCGCUCAGGCCUCAGCCAGCACCGGCGGGUGCACAGCGGCGAGCGGCCCUACGAGUGCAGCGAGUGCGGCAAGGCCUUCAGCAGGCGGGCCAACCUCUUCAAGCACCAGGCGGUUCACAGCGGGUGCCCAGACUGCUUCAUUGCACCGGAGCAACCGCCGGCAGGCCGCGGGGCCGGGCAGGCCUGCCGCAGGAGCUCCGACGGCGCCCAGGAGCCCUGUGCAGGCAGCGGCCAGCGCAGCCAGGGUGGCGAGGCCUGCAGAAGGACAGUGCAGCUCAGCCAUCGCCAGAAAACACGUGGGGGAAGGAAGCCCUCGGCGGGGUGCGAUUGCGGAAAAGGGCUGGCCUCAUAGGCCCACAGAAGACCCUUGGCAGAGCCCCGCCCUGAGGACAAGGGACACGAGCUGGACUCCAGGGCACAGCUGUCCUCGGCGCUGUCGCAUGUGGGCCGCCGCGGGAGGGCCGGGUCUCAAAUGAGGGGCCCUCCACUCCCCUCCCUUUGGUCCUCGAUGAUGCAUAGAGACCACACCACAGACUCGUCCCUGGGCCGAUGGCUGGCCACUGUCGUGUGUGCACAGGCAUGCGUGUGAGCAGAUUUGGAUUCCAUGUCGCAGCUGCUGAAAGCGCGCCUGCCCCACGGGCCUGGGAGGUGCUGGGCUGGAGCAGGUGUUGUGAGCGCCGCCGCAGGCUCGGCCGUGAGGUGGGCAGGAGCAGUUCGUGUCCUCUGUGGGUCGUUCACUUUCCCCCAAGACUUGUUAGUUUCCCAGUAGAAGACACUCAAAGCACUUUAAGCUUUCAAAAGCUUAUAAAUGGAGGGGACUUGAGGGAAUUCGAAACUGUGGGCUCUACAGCUAGGCUGUGGUUUGACUGUGACAUCACCUCAAAUUCAUCAAGAAAUGGCCUGAAAAUGGACUCAGGCAAAGGCGCUCAUGGCCCCCCCAUGCCACCUUGUCAGCCAGAAGCAAGUGGCGUCUGCUUUCACGCACAGCAGUGGGCCAUUCUUUUCCUAGGUCAUUGGUCCUUGUGCCUAAAAGCCAUGGCCUUUUGUGGAUGUCCCCAGCUGCUUCUGGAAGGAGUGGCACCCAGGCCCCGUCUUCUCAGUGUUGGAGAGUUCUGGAGGCUGGCUGGCCCAGGCCCCACAGGACUCUGGGCUUCUCCUCCUUUAGAGGAGCCCUUUCACUCUGGUCCAGUGCGGGAGCUGGCUCUGGGCAAGUCACGGUGGGCUUUGCCAGCGGCCGCCUUGCUGCCUUUCGUCCCCUUCUUGCCCACCAGGCCCCUGGGCUCACCCCACCCGCUGCCUUCUGCCCCCUAGACGCCACCAGCAAAGGCCGCCCUGGCCUCUCUGCCCCUCCUUCCCACUGUCAGUGCCUAAAGCUUCAGACUCAGCUGCUCUCCUCCAGCAGCUGCUCCCUGAGGCUGGUGCCUCCCGGGAGGAAAGCCAGAUGGCUCAGGGCUUUGCACAGAGUGCCCAGUAACAGCUCUCUCAUGGGCUCUAUGUCUCACAUGACGUUUCUUCAAAUAGUGGAGGUUCAGUUGCUUUGAAUGGUUUUGUGUUCACGGGUAAUGUAAGUUGAAGAUAGAGAUGUUUGCCAUAUGAGGGCAUCAGGGGAUCUCUCCUUACUUACAUAAGAAGCUCCCAACCCUCUGAGAAGACUUCACGCAGGAGAAAGGGCGCCGCCCCAGGCCUGACGGCCGAUUGGCAGGGCGGCAAGCCCAGCUCCUCUUCUCCCUCCGCCCCCUUAGCCCUGCAGAGACAGGGUGGACCCUUCAAAUGGCACUUUACUGCAGCCUAAGGGGUUCUUGAAGAGAAAGCUCCUGCUGGGGGGGGGGGGGGGGGCGGACAGCUGCUAUCAGACUGUGCCCUGUCCUGCCCACACUGUCCCCAGAGCUGGACCUGGGAGUCCCCCCCCAGUGCUCUCAGCCCAGUGUCCUGGUCGGCUUCCCACCUCCUUCCAGCCCCCUUCACUCCCACGGGCUCUGGCUCUGUCACAGGAGCCACUCGAGGGCAGGGAGGUAGGUGGUAGGUGUGCUGGAGACCCCCACUGGGCCUCCGAGGAGUGUGUGCCCUCCCUGCCAGACGGGGGAGGUUCAAGACCCGUCAGGACAGCGUGAGGAGACCUGGAAAUACAGGAUUCCUUCUGACUGUGCUGCUCGGAGCUCCGAGUGCUAGGACAACUGCAGAGUGAGAGCGAGCGAUAGAGACAGACAAGCUUUAAAUAGAUUAAAACGAUUUUUCACACUUAGGACUUAUGGAAAGUUCUAGAAUUCUUGUAACUUGCUCUUAUCUCAUAGCCUCCCUCACUGGGUCCACAUCCCCAUGUCCUUUGACAGCCUCCUGCUCUGCACGUCAUGCUAGUCUUUGGGGCGCUUGUUUCCAAGCCCAGUGCUUGGCACUCAGUAAAGGCUUGUGAAGUGAACAUUGCCCCCCAGCACACUGAACUCAGGUUCUAUCUCGUAGUUGGCUCUAGCCUUACCUUGAGAUAGUUGAAAGUAUUUGCAACUUUGGAUUUUCCAGUAGAAACAGAGGUAUUAGGAAUGGUGUGUUUGAAGUCCAUGGAGAGGUCGUUGGGCUGGCAUAGAUUCAGGAUACCUAUCCCCAUGGAGGGCAGGAGACAGUGGCAGGAGGCCAUGCGCUUGGGCUCUGCUCUCAUUUUGUCCGACCGUGGCCCAACCGGAAUUGGGGCACCAAGUGCCACAUGAUGGAAACUGGGAGGAGCACAGAUCCGUGCACUCUGAUGUCCACUUCCAUCACUCCAGUAAGUGAGCGAUUUCGCUCCAACAGGCCUGUCAGGAACCUUUAAUAAAUCUUCUUUACUAAAGAAGGGGUGCACCUCCCCAGUAUAAUGUCCUCCCGUUGGUUCUACUGAAUAAGCUAAGUCAGUUUUACCCUGAGCUCCUGUUUUCACCUUGGGACCCAAAGAUGCCCAGGGGCGGGGAGGCGCACAGAUGUUUUCAGCAGCAAGGGGCUUUGCCGGGAGAGGUGCCGAGCACUUGCAAUCUGGUUUUGGAAUGCCCUGGAAAGCUCCAGGGUCUCCAGAUGCUUACACAGACAAGUGACAGUUUGAGUAGCGAUGAAUCUUCUGGUUUGUCGGGUCUUGGGUCUCGGUCCACUCUCGCUCCUCUUCGGAAACGCUCCGCAGCAAGGCGGUUAUGAGCGCCAUUUCCCUUCAGAUGUGGAGGGCAGGGAUGCCCAGGAACUGAACGGGUAUUGCGCAGAAUACAGGUCAGAGGGCGGCUGGAGACAAUGCUUAUGUUCCUCCUUCUGCACGGCCCCGGGAUUGGGCCCCCACACUCUGGCUGCGUGGGGAACUGCGAUGAUGGCCCACACUUGCUUUCUGACAGACGACUGACAUGGGGACUCUUGGGGACGUCCUCCCCAGGAACUGCCCUGGACGGCAGCCCCUCUGCACCUCUGUGCCGGCCUUCUGCUUCAGAGACGAGCCUGCAGGACGCUGGGUCAGCCCACAGCACAGCUGGGCCCUUGGAGCGUUUGUCCUUUGAAACUUUGGAGACUUUUCAAGAACCAUGUAAACGCUAUGGUAGUAUCUGCAUGUAACUGGUGAACUGUCCUGACUGCAUUCAUUUCCUUCAGGUACAGACAAAUAAGGACGGUCGAAGGGUGUUGGCCUUGAAAGGAGCCUGCUAGUGGAGAUGGCCUGCGCUGAUGGCUGAAAGUAAUGGACAGCACUUGGGUUCAUGGCCUCAGGAAAGGCUGUGAGCGUGGCAUUGGGGGGAAGCUGAGAGACCGUGUUUGGGCAUCCCUCGGCCCCCAGCGAAGGUAAGGCAGAAACCCUCGAGGGCGAGCUGCACAGGGAUCAAGGGCAGUCACCGGAGGCCGGUCGGACGCUGUGACUCUGAGACCAGGAAGGGCAGAGCGCCACGUCAGACCCCUGAGAAACACAGCUGUGUCUUGCUUCCAGUUGUUUCUGUUGCUGUUCUUCAGGCAAAUGGCAGCGCCCAUUGGUGUGGGUGCCCUUUCCAGCCCCAUGUGGCGCUGUACAGAAGGCAGCUCCGCCUUCACCCUUCCUUCCAUUGGUCACUUCUUGGCCUCCCUCUGCAGAGGAAGUCCAGCGUGGACCCCCAUCUGUCUGUUGGCCCAGAAGCCCCUCCCCCUGGCCUUGCCACCUUGUGGCCACAGGUGCCUCAGUCUCCUCUCUGUCUGCCUCGUCCCCCAGCCAUGCUCGGGGCCCCUGGCCCUUUCCACUGUCCUCCAUCUCUGAUGGCCGCUCUCACUUCUGGCUGCCCUGGCUGCGUCUGCCUUUGUGCAGCCGUGUCUGAGUGCAGGGCUACCCUGGGGCUUUCUGUAGGCCUGGAGUUUAGCUCUUUCCAAGUACGGACGCAGCCUUAGAACCUUUCUGUAGAUGACAAACUGGCUCAACUUUGCGAAGCUGCCGGGCACCUUAAACAAAGAAAGAGUCAAGACCCGGCCCCCUGGGCUUGAGUGGCUAUAAUCCCAGACUUGCCCCCAAGGGAGGAAAGGGCAGGCCUGGGAAGGGGGCUGUCAGAGGAUUCUGUUGUCAUUGUCGCACGGGUGCAGCAGACUCCCUGGGAACCCACAUCCUCACUCCUCCACUCAGCCAGGGGGACACAGUUAGGGAUGCGGAAUGUACGCCUUGUUAGGCAGCAAAGUGUGAUAAGCGGUGUCUCGGGGCCAGGAUGGGAGUAAGCACCAGGAAGGAGAGGCCAAAGGAUGUCGGGCAGGGCGGAGGGAAGAAGCGGGAGCGUGUGCCAUGUUCAGGAACCAAGAAGGGCAGACAGCUUUCUGUAGGACAGUCGCGGCUGCACGGGCAUUAGAAGCAGAGUGCAGAGGGCCUGGGACGCCCAGCUCCAGGUGGUUGCUGAUGAGGAGCAAUUUCUUUCAACAUGAGAGAAUCGUUCUAGGAUUGAGGAGGGGAAGUUAAGGUAAAUUAUGUAACUGCUAGAGUGUGUACAUUUACACAUGGAUGUCCGCCAGGUAUACACACUGAGGUCAUCUGGAUGCUUCUCAUACUUGUCAGGUGUUGACACGUGCGUGUGGAUAGCAGCAGUCCACCACCCACGAGGCUUUGACAUGAGUGGCCUCAAUCGACAUUCUGGGGACUUGCCACGUGCCACGGCUGCUGAUUCUCCCCCUUUCUUUGACAGCCUCAUAGAGGUGGCGCUGGCACACAAGGAGCCGCGUGUGGUGCAGGCGUGCAGGCGGAUGGGUGUUGACGUGUGAACACCUGUGAGACCCUCACCACGAUAAGACAGUCCACAUAGAUGUCAUCGCCCCCGGAAGUUACCGUGUCCCCCAGUACGCCCUUGUUCCUGCCUCUCCCUGCCCCCAUCCCCACAGCUACUGCUCUGCUUUCCGUCACUGUAGUUUAGUUUGCGUUUUCUAGAAUUCUGUGUAAAUGGAAUCCUGCAAUAUGCACUUUCUUGUCUGGCCUCUUUCACUCAGUGUAAUGAUUUUGAAAUUCAUCCGGGUGGUGCCGUCUGUCAACCCUUCACUUUUCACUGCUGAGUGCUAGUCACUGUGUGGGUGUGCCGCAACACCUGUGGGGUACCUGUAGACAGACACGGGGCUUGCAUCCGCUUUGGGGCCAUGACAAAUAAAGCUGCUGUGAACAGUA
Equus caballus (horse) is the source of this 7221-nucleotide messenger RNA. RefSeq names its product ZFP92 zinc finger protein (gene ZFP92). NCBI's taxonomy places the organism in Eukaryota, Metazoa, Chordata, Mammalia, Perissodactyla, Equidae. The record is from RefSeq and is a predicted model, not a curated record. Gene Ontology annotation, biological process: regulation of DNA-templated transcription.